Molecule: messenger RNA, 900 nt
Organism: Entamoeba dispar SAW760
Lineage: Eukaryota; Evosea; Mastigamoebida; Endamoebidae
Exons: 6
Coding region: 1-900 (299 amino acids)
Source: RefSeq, a predicted model, not a curated record
AUGUUAUUUUAUUUAUUUUUAUUUAUUUUAUUGUAUCAUUUCUUUUUAUUAUUAUUUAUUUCAUCUUUCAUAUUUUCUGAUUGUUCAUUUGUUCUUCAUUAUUUCUUCUAUAUUGAUAUUCUCUCAAAUUAUCUUCUCCAGUUCUUCUAUUGUCAUUCUCAGCAACUCUUCUUUCCUGAUUUGAAUUACCAUUCUUAUCCACUUCUUUGGUAUUUCUGUUUUGUCAGUGGUAUUGUUUUCUUCUUCUUCAAUUUGUUAAAAUUUAAAUCUUUGAUAUUUUCUUUAUUGACCUUGUUUUCUUUUUCUUCUGAUAGUUUGAGAAUUGACUUUUUAAUAUUUCAAUCUUAUCAUUUUCUUUAUGUAUUUCUUAAUUUAUCUUCUAAUUCUUGUUUUUGUUCUUUCAUCUUUGUUAUUUCUUCUUGUUGUUUGUUCUUAUCUUUUGUUUUAUUGUUUCCUUUCACUUCUUCUUUCUUUUCCUUAUUUCUUUCUCCUUCUUCUUUCUUUUUGUAUUUCUCCUUUUCCUUUUUAAUUUAUUUAAUUUCUCUUUCUAGUUCUAUUUCAUUUUCUUCUUUUUUCAUAUAUUUCUAUUAUCUCUUUCUGUUCUACUUUCUUGUUCUUGUAUUAUUUCUUUUAUUGUUUCUUCUUUUAUUCAAUUUCAAUAUCUUUUCUUAUAAUUAUUUCUACAUCUUUUAUUUGUUUAUUCUCAGAAUAAUAUUGAUUAAACAAUUUACCUACAUUAUGGUAUUUGUGGUAUAUACUUACUUUUCUUUUUAUUAUAUUGUUUAUGAUUAUGCUAUUAUUUUGUUAAUAAUGAUUAUAGUUAUAAUAUUAAUAAUGUAUUCUAAAUCUAUUUGUUUGUUCAUAAUGAACAUUGAUUCUACCAUAACCAAACAUAAUUGA